This is a messenger RNA of Scutellospora calospora, 280 nucleotides long. NCBI's taxonomy places the organism in Eukaryota, Fungi, Glomeromycota, Glomeromycetes, Diversisporales, Gigasporaceae. The record is from the annotation of a GenBank genome assembly.
AUGAAUAGAACUGAAGAGAUCUAUAAGAUUCAUAAAAAUUUCACUAAAGAAAUAGAACUUGAACUUAUAAAGAAGAAUAAUAAAACUGAAUAUAAUGAUCUGGAGGAAUUUGCCUGUACUAUAAGUAAUCCUAUAAGUGUUAGAACAAAAGGCAGAAAGUCAAAAAGAAUUAAAGAUUUCAACGAUAAUACAAAUAUAUCAAAGGGUAAAAAUAAAAAAAAGCAAAUUUCUCAAGUUGAAUAUAAUAAAUCAAAUAAUGAUAAUGAUAUUAAUUAUAAAG